AUGGAUUUCAACCAGAUGAACUCUAUUCAUCUUCGAGGAAAAUAUGAAACUUCGAACCGUCACUGCGAGCGAGUCUUCGGCUCGAUGAAACAACGAGAAAUCACAAGCAUCGGCUCUUCCUUCGUUAACAUCGCUGACAUGACUGUCGCUCAAGUCAACAAUCUAUCUGUUUACUUGAAGAAAAUGUCGAAAAAGAAGCGUGGUGAACUUUGGAGAAAAAUCGACAGCUCAAAUGAUCUGAAGACAAUGAAGGAAGUCCGAAAACAGCUGUAG
Molecule: messenger RNA, 273 nt
Organism: Oikopleura dioica
Lineage: Eukaryota; Metazoa; Chordata; Appendicularia; Copelata; Oikopleuridae
Source: the annotation of a GenBank genome assembly